Molecule: messenger RNA, 381 nt
Organism: Rotaria sp. Silwood1
Lineage: Eukaryota; Metazoa; Rotifera; Eurotatoria; Philodinida; Philodinidae
Source: the annotation of a GenBank genome assembly
AUGGGUGUUGAAGGUCAUAUUUGGUAUACAUUUCUCGAUCAAUUUAUUGUUAAACGAACAUGGUCUAGUGUUUUAAAAAAAGUUAUUCUUGAUCAAACUAUCGGUGCACCUUUUUAUACACUAACAUAUAUUGUUGGAACUUCAGUUCUCGAAGGAAGAACAUCAGCACGAGAAUUAAUAAGUGAUGUUCAAACAAAUUUUCUUCCACUUUAUCUCGUCGAUUGUUUUAUAUUUUCACCGGUUCAAGUAAUAAAUUUUAAAUAUAUACCAGCAUUCUAUCGUGUUCCAUUUUUAUCUCUAACUGCAUUCAUUUUUGAUGCAUUUAUUAGUGCUUAUAAACACAAACAUGAAGGAGUACAUAUACAUGACACUUUGAAAUAG